Molecule: messenger RNA, 213 nt
Organism: Brugia malayi
Lineage: Eukaryota; Metazoa; Nematoda; Chromadorea; Rhabditida; Onchocercidae
Source: the annotation of a RefSeq genome assembly
GCAAUCUCCAUCGUCACUGAGAGAAAGAUGAAUCAUGUGGUCUUUGAAGAUGAAAUUCUUGCUAACAAGAUGAAAUUUCUGGACCUCAUAGGCUUGCCAUGGUAAAUAAUUGUUGGGAAGAAAGCAGUAAGUGAAAAUAUAAUUGAAAUAAAAAUUAGAGCAACUGGAAAGGUAGAGGAAGUGCAGAUUGAAGAAGCAAUAAACUACUUUAAC